This is a messenger RNA of Alexandromys fortis (reed vole), 1350 nucleotides long. RefSeq names its product YKT6 v-SNARE homolog (gene Ykt6). Gene Ontology annotation, cellular component: Golgi apparatus. Gene Ontology annotation, molecular function: SNAP receptor activity. The record is from RefSeq and is a predicted model, not a curated record. NCBI's taxonomy places the organism in Eukaryota, Metazoa, Chordata, Mammalia, Rodentia, Cricetidae. The transcript is spliced from 7 exons. Bases 155 to 751 code for a protein of 198 amino acids. Gene Ontology annotation, biological process: endoplasmic reticulum to Golgi vesicle-mediated transport.
CAACCUUCGACCGGAACCGGAAGUGGACCCCCAAGUCAGGAGGAAGAAGCCGGCGCGGCCCCGUCAGCAGCCGGCCGCGGCUGUUCUGAAGGACGGCGGCCGCGCUCCCGUAAGCGGGUCUGGGGUCCAGCCGGCGGCCCGAAGGCGCGGCGCCAUGAAGCUGUACAGCCUCAGCGUCCUUUACAAAGGCGACCCCAAAGCGGUGCUGCUCAAAGCCGCAUACGACGUGUCUUCCUUCAGUUUCUUCCAGAGGUCCAGUGUUCAGGAAUUCAUGACCUUUACUAGUCAGCUGAUUGUGGAACGCUCAACAAAAGGCAGCAGAGCCUCUGUCAAGGAACAAGAGUAUCUUUGCCAUGUCUACGUCCGGAGUGACAGUCUUGCAGGUGUGGUUAUUGCUGACAGUGAAUAUCCUUCGAGAGUGGCCUUUACCUUGCUGGAGAAGGUACUAGAUGAAUUCUCCAAGCAGGUCGAUAGGAUAGACUGGCCAGUAGGGUCACCUGAUACAAUCCAGUACACAGCCCUGGAUGGUCACCUUAGCAGAUACCAGAACCCCCGAGAAGCUGAUCCCAUGAGUAAAGUACAAGCUGAACUGGACGAAACCAAAAUCAUUCUGCAUAACACCAUGGAGUCUUUGUUAGAGCGAGGCGAGAAGCUUGAUGACCUGGUAUCCAAAUCAGAAGUACUGGGAACACAGUCGAAAGCCUUCUAUAAAACUGCCCGGAAACAAAACUCAUGCUGUGCAAUCAUGUGAUGUGGCCCACAGAGGCAGGCGCUGGAUCGUCAUGUCACAUCAGAACUGCAACUCCUGCAGAUCAGCGAUACCCUGAAGAUCUGGAGCCAGGCAGACUGGCUGUUUUUAUUUUGACGUUCUCAAGACGAAUGGAGGGAUGACUUAAGGGUGGGAACAUUGACGUUCACAUGUGUGGCUGUGACUUCGGGAAAGAAUUUGAGGUCCUCAAAGAUGUAAUGUUGGGAAAAUGAAACCAUAAACUCUAAGUGGCUCUUAUAGGUGCUGAAGGGCUUAUUCUCAGCUAACCCUGGAAGGCUCUGUGGGAGGGAAUCUUUUUCCUGAUCCUUGAUGCGACUUAGGAUUUCAUUUGUGCAUUAACGAUAUUAACUCUCCAGUGAAUGGGGUGGGGUGGGGCGUCUUGGGUGAUAGGGCUGGGUGGGCAGAGUUUGAACACUCCGGAAUUCUAGUCUCUUGCACUGUGGGGGCUGGGAGAAGCUCACCAUGAGUGAGGACUGUCAAAGUGGUCACUGGAUCCCCUCUGUUUGACUUAACUGUCUGCUAGAAUUGGCAUCUGUCAGGAACAGGGCCUGUCCUAAGUACCUUUGUCCAGUGCCACAAAC